CAACAACACCCUCUCCGGUCAUCUCUUUCUCAAAGUAUUUAUUCUUCAAUCCACAUCCCACCCACCCAUCGUCAUCAUGUCUUUCCUCUUCGGCGGUCCCCCCAAGAUGUCCUCGGCAGAGAAGAUUGCUGCCGCUGAGACCGAGGUCGAGAUGGUUUCCGACAUGUUCAACCGUCUCACCGAGUCUUGCACCAAGAAGUGCAUCCCCAACGACUACCGUGAAGGCGACCUGAACAAGGGCGAGUCCGUCUGCCUGGACCGCUGCGUUUCCAAGUUCUUCGAGGUCAACAUCAAGGUCAGCGAGAAGAUGCAGGGUGAGGCUGCCGGCAGACAGGGCCUGGGUGGCAUGUAAAGCGAAAAACGAGAGCUGUUCAUUUAAUCGGUUUCUUAUCAACGUGUAUAAUCUAUUCGGGUUUCAGAUCUGCCACGGCUGCUCUUCCUAAUGGUUUCUUUCGAGUUUAUGGCAUGACUGCGCGGAAGGCCUGGAGUGAUUGGGCCUGAUAGAUGGGAGGAGCAUCACUUGGGUUUGGAUAUACAUGGUUGUUUGGUCUUGGGCUGGUCUUGCGGUUAGUGAAGGCGGAUCUCGGUCUUUUGCAUUGCACGGUCAACGCGUAUUGCGCAAGUCUAUCUCGGAUAUUAUGUACAUUAGAAAUGAUAUGGGCAUUUACAAAGGUUGUUCUGGGAAACAGAAUCUCACGCAGUCGAGAAUCCUGUAACCCGUCCAAACCAGGAGAACCAGGAGUUGCUCUGCUUUUCUUGCUCGCCUCGGAUAAGCUGCUU
This is a messenger RNA of Aspergillus ibericus CBS 121593, 780 nucleotides long. RefSeq names its product Tim10/DDP family zinc finger protein. Gene Ontology annotation, biological process: protein insertion into mitochondrial inner membrane. The transcript has 3 exons. Bases 77 to 352 code for a protein of 91 amino acids. Gene Ontology annotation, cellular component: mitochondrial inner membrane. The record is from RefSeq and is a predicted model, not a curated record. Lineage: Eukaryota; Fungi; Ascomycota; Eurotiomycetes; Eurotiales; Aspergillaceae.